Acanthosepion pharaonis is the source of this 1035-nucleotide messenger RNA. The record is from the annotation of a GenBank genome assembly. NCBI's taxonomy places the organism in Eukaryota, Metazoa, Mollusca, Cephalopoda, Sepiida, Sepiidae.
AUGUGUUUUACUUUCAUUAUUUCUUUCUUUCAGUUGAGAUUUUUAAUCUUUUUCAGUCGUAUUUUCUUUCUUUCUUUCUUUCUUUCUUUCUUUCUUUCUUUCUUUCAUUUCUUUCAAUUUCUUUAUUUCGUUCACCACAGUUCCUGUUACUUCUUUUUCAGUCGCAUUUUUUCUCAUUCUUUCUUUCUUUCUUUCUUUCUUUCUUUCUUUCUUUCUUUCUUUCUUUCUUUCUUUCUAAAUUUCUUUAUUUCGUUUACCACAGUUCCUGUUACUUCUUUUUUAGUCGCAUUCUUUCUUUUUUUUUCUUUCUUUCUUUCUUUCUUUCUUUCUUUCUUUCUUUCUUUCUUUCUUUCUUUCACCACAGUUCCUGUUACUUCUUUUUCAGUCGCAUUUUUUCUUAUUCUUUCUUUCUUUCUUUCUUUCUUUCUUUCUUUCUUUCUUUCUUUCUUUCUUUCUUUAUUUCUAGCAUUUUUUCUUAUUCUUUCUUUCUUUCUUUCUUUCUUUCUUUCUUUCUUUCUUUUUUUUCUCUCAAUUUCUUUAUUUCGUUCACCACAGUUCCUGUUACUUCUUUUUCAGUCGCAUUCUUUCUUUCUUUCUUUCUUUCUUUCUUUCUUUCUUUCUUUCUUUUUUUACUUCAUUUUUUUUUUAAUUUUUUCUCUAUGUGAGUUACUAUCUUUCAUCCUUUCUUUCUUUGUGUUUUUCUUUUCUUUUAACUUAGUUUGUGUUGCUUCUCUAAUUGUGAUUUUCUCACUUGAUUUAUUCCUUCUUUUACCGUAUGUGUAUCUUCUUGCUUUCUUUCUUUCUAUCUCAUUCGUGCUUUCUUUUCAUUAUCACACAUUUCAGGCAUUUUCUUUAACGCUUUCUUUCUUUCUUUCUUUCUUUCUUUCUUUCUUUCUUCUCGCUAGUACUUUUUUCAUUAUCAUUCAUUCCAGGCCUUUUCUUUCUUUGUCUCCUCUUCUUUCUCUCUUUCUUUUUUCUCAAACAAUUUCAAUAAUUAAUCGCUUCCAUUUAAUUGUGCUUCCCUUUAACUCAUAA